GGCGGCGGUGCCAAGAGCUCGGCCACGGUGAGCCGCAACCUCAACCGCUUCUCUACCUUCGUCAAGUCAGGCGGGGAGGCCUUCGUGCUGGGCGAGGCGUCGGGCUUCGUCAAGGACGGCGACAAGCUGUGCGUGGUUCUGGGUGGGCGCGGGCCCGAGUGGCAGGGGGACCCCUACCCCUUCCAGUGCUCCAUCGAGGACCCCACCAAGCAGACCAAGUUCAAGGGCAUGAAGAGCUACAUUGCCUACAAGCUGGUGCCCAGCCACACCGGGCAGCAGGUGCACCGGCGCUACAAGCACUUCGACUGGCUCUACGGGCGCCUGGCUGAGAAGUUCCCCGUCAUCUCGGUGCCCCACCUGCCCGAGAAGCAGGCCACUGGGCGCUUCGAGGAGGACUUCAUCUCCAAGCGCCGCAAGGGCCUGGCCUGGUGGAUGGACCACAUGUGCAGCCACCCGGUGCUGGCCCAGUGCGACGCCUUCCAGCACUUCCUCACCUGCCCCAGCACCGACGAGAAGGCCUGGAAGCAGGGCAAGCGCAAGGCCGAGAGGGAUGAAAUGGUGGGGGCCAACUUCUUCCUCGCUAUCAGCGUCCCCACGGGCCCCGGCACCACUCUGGACCUGCAGGAGGUGGAGAGCCAGGUAGACGGCUUCAAAGCCUUCACCAAAAAAAUGGACGAGAGCACCCUGCAGCUCAACCACACUGCCAACGAGUUCGCCCGCAAGCAGGUCACCGGCUUCAAGAAGGAGUACCAGAAGGUAGGGCACUCCUUCAAGUGCCUCAGCCUGGCCUUCGAGCUGGACCAGCAGGCCUUUUCGGCCGGCCUCAACCAAGCCAUCGCCUUCACAGCGGACGCCUAUGACACCAUCGGUGAGCUUUUCGCAGAGCAGCCCCGACAGGACCUUGACCCUGUGAUGGAUUUGUUAGCACUGUAUCAGGGACAUCUGGCUAACUUCCCAGAUAUCAUCCAUGUCCAGAAAGGAGCCCUUACCAAAGUAAAGGAAAGUAAGCGGCAUGUUGAAGAAGGGAAGAUGGAGGUCCAGAAGGCUGAGGGUAUUCAAGAACGUUGUAACAUUAUUUCUUUUGCAACUCUUGCAGAAAUUAAUCAUUUCCACAAAAUUCGAGUACGGGACUUUAAAUCACAGAUGCAACAUUUCUUACAACAGCAAAUACUUUUUUUCCAAAAAGUGACACAAAAAUUAGAAGAAGCGCUUCAUAAGUAUGACAAUGUUUAAUUGCUGAACUUUGAAUAGUGAACUUUCUUUGGUAUGAAUAUGAUUGAAGCAGCAGAGUAAAUAUCACUGCUGUUGAAGAACUAUUGCCAGCUCUUGGUGGUGGUACAAGGAUGGUUUUGUGUUCACCUGGAAUCCCAGCUGAAUCUCUAAUUAUGUAGGAAGGAAACAGUUAAUAUGGCUAUGUAGUAGAAACAGUACCACACAUUGUAACUAAGUAUACUGUGUAUGCAUACACUACCAUUGUAACUUUUCUGAAAUAAUGAUUAUACUAUUUGCCUUAUUGCUUUUUGAAGUAUGGUAUUUUAGUGCAUACUUUGUAGACCUCAAAACCCUUUGGGUCUUUAAGGAAGCUGGCUAGAUAAAAGCCUGCUUCAGAUGCCUUUUGACUCUCCUCCAUUUGGAUUUCCUAAAUUCAAACAAUUCUCUGUUUACAGCCUCCUACUAGAGCAGCUAUGCGACUUUGUGCCUUUAGACUCUAGGUUUUUUUCCUUUUCUAGCAAGCCACAUUUUUAUGAUUGAUUGAAUGAACGAAGGGUUAGUGUCUAUGACAGAAACUGAUUAUGAAACCUCAUACUGACUGAAAAAAAUGAGUUGCCAUCCAAUUUGCACAGCAACUAUUGUCUUAUGAAAAAUAUUGGCUAAAAAAGGAGGAUUCAAAAUCAUGUAAUGUUUUCCAAGACCUUAAAAUGAAAAUUUUAUUACAUGUACCAGAAUCUUAAACACACAUGCAAAAAUACAGUACCAGUGAAUUCCCUUUCUGGAUAGGAUAACACAGUGAAUGGUUUAUUCUAUAAUACAUUAUUAUGAAUGGAGAAUUGGAAAACUGUCCUAAUAAAAGCAGAGCAUUGAAAUAUAUUGAGGGGAUGCAAAUACAGGCUCGCUAGCAUUUGUUUGUGCAUUAUUUCAGUUGGAGAAGAUUUGCUCAUUGUUUAGCUGUUGGUUCAGUGUGAAUGCAAACACGGACCUGCAUUGUCAGUUGAUUGAAUUGAGACUCCACUGUGAUUCACUUGUUUACUAAGUCACAAAUUUUCAGGGAUGUUCCAUGGUAUAAAUGGUUCAAAAUCAGUCUUGACUGAACCGACUAGAAAAUAAGUAUUUGUUAUAUUUAUAACACACAAGUAGAAAUUAACAGUUGUCUUUUUUUUAAUACAAGGAUUUUUGACAAGUCAAGUAGGUGUAUAUAGACCAAAAGACUGUCUUUAAAACAAAAAACAAAAAAAAAAAAGGAAAGAAUAAACGAUUCUCUGCUCUAAACCAAGGGAAAUAAGUCUAAACUCUAUCCUUUUAGCCUAUAAGUUUACUGUUCUGUAUGCUUCUUAUGAAAAAGGGUUUUACUUAUCCUCCAAAAAGCCCUCCUGGUAAAAAGAAUAUUUAACAUAACAAAGAGCUACCUUAAACAAAAGCUAGGAAACUGGAAAUUAAAAGGGUAUAGUAGAGUGAGAACUAUUACCCAUUUUGUUUACAAAUUCAUCAUUGGAUUUAUUGGAUCAUGGCAACUUCUGUAGGUUAAAGAAGCUCUACCACUUCAUUUGGGAAGAAUAAGCAAACAAGGAUUCACUUGCAUGGUGGUUAACCAAAGCUAUUGCAAGAGCUUGCUGAUAGCAGUGCUACUGAUAUACAGGCAAUGAAGUGAAACACAAAAUUACCAAAAGAGAAAAAAAUCAGUGUUUCCUAAAAGAAAAAGGACAAUCAAUAAGAAAAGAAACUGUUCACAAACAAACAAACAAAAAAGAAUAUUGAAACUAAUGUAGAGGAAAUUAAGUACAUGGCAGUUAUAAUGCUGAUUUACCAUUCUUAACCUUCAAUGUGUCUUACUAUAGGUCUUUGAACCAUAGCUGAUCUUGCUUCCCAUAUACAGUUUAAGUACUUAUAGCAGUGGUGGUAAUUAGGUUUGAAAUCUCAGCCUUUUCUCCAUAUUUCUUGGCUUAUAUUUGGCUAAACCAGCCACAGUUUUAAUUGAUUUCUUUAUCCUAAUUAUAACAGACAGCAAUCAAAUUAAUUCUACUUGGGACAGUUAAGACCUCUUCAGAAUAUUUUCUUGAUCCAGUUAAAGCAUUUUUAGGAGGUUAAUUUUAUUGAAAUGUUCAUAUGCAAGGGAAAAAAAAAUAAGCUGUGAUAUGUAUACCAUAAAGCAUUAUCAGAAAGGUACAGUUUUCUAAAAUAAACUGUCAUGGCCUUCA
Molecule: messenger RNA, 3413 nt
Organism: Alligator sinensis (Chinese alligator)
Lineage: Eukaryota; Metazoa; Chordata; Crocodylia; Alligatoridae
Gene: SNX18
Product: sorting nexin 18
Exons: 2
Biological process (GO): endocytosis; endosomal transport; cleavage furrow formation
Cellular component (GO): plasma membrane; cytoplasmic vesicle
Molecular function (GO): phosphatidylinositol binding
Source: RefSeq, a predicted model, not a curated record